CUAACAAGAGACCUAAAAUUGUUAAUGAUACUCCUUCAGGCUACUGUGAUCUUUUUAGUAGAUGCUGGUCCUCUAAUCCAGAAGAUCGUCCCUCAUUAGAUGCUAUUUUAAGCCAACUCGAAAAUCUGUCAACAGAACCUAUCAAAACAAUAACAAAUCAUAUUGUAAUUCGCGAUAAAAACAAUAUUAAUCAAGAUAAAUCUAUUGACAAUUCAUCUGAAAAUGAAAGUUGA
Molecule: messenger RNA, 233 nt
Organism: Racocetra persica
Lineage: Eukaryota; Fungi; Glomeromycota; Glomeromycetes; Diversisporales; Gigasporaceae
Source: the annotation of a GenBank genome assembly